This is a messenger RNA of Eutrema salsugineum, 3181 nucleotides long. RefSeq names its product LEAF RUST 10 DISEASE-RESISTANCE LOCUS RECEPTOR-LIKE PROTEIN KINASE-like 1.4. Gene Ontology annotation, biological process: protein phosphorylation. Lineage: Eukaryota; Viridiplantae; Streptophyta; Magnoliopsida; Brassicales; Brassicaceae. Bases 136 to 2934 code for a protein of 932 amino acids. The record is from RefSeq and is a predicted model, not a curated record. Gene Ontology annotation, molecular function: protein kinase activity; ATP binding; polysaccharide binding. The transcript is spliced from 6 exons.
UUCACCGUUUCCACCUCAUCUCUAUGCUUAUCUUUCUCUCGAUCUCUCUCUGUAUUUGUUUAAACAACUUCCUCUGCUCUCCUCAACACAAACCAAACGAAGAAUUAAUAAAGACUGUCCAUAACUAAACAAAUUAUGUACUAUCUCCCCACUUCUUGCCUCGUCUUGUUCUUCCUCGUCUUCUUGUUUCAUCCUCUUCCUUGUGCUUCAAGUAAGCAAGAACAUAAAUUGUGUGAGUCUCUGUUUCAGUGCGGGAACAUCACCGCCGGUUUCCCUUUCUGGGGAGGGAAUCGUCACAAACAUUGCGGUCAUCCAUUGCUGAAGCUUCACUGCAACAAAAGCAUCACCUCUAUAUCCAUCUCAGAGCAAAAUUUCAAAGUUCUUCAAGUAAAUCAACCAUCAAACAGUCUAACACUUGCCAGAAAAGACCAUUUGGGUUCUUUUUGCUCCUGUAAAUUCACCAACACAACCUUGCCUCCAGAAAUUUUUGAGCUUUUGCCAACCUACAAGAACCUCACCGUAUUCCACAAUUGCUCCUCUACAUUCGCCAACACAAUCUUGCCUCCAAAAACUUUUGAUUUUCCGCCAACCUACAAGACCCUCACUGUAAACCACCUUUCAAGAUAUAAAUGCCCAAAGAUAGGUUUUAUCUUAGUGUAUGAAAAACCUAAAUAUCACGAAUUCUGCCCUGCCAGAUUCACCGUGAACGUUCCUACGAGUUUCGUUUCAGAAGAGAGAGAGUUAAAUAUAACCAAUUUGGAAAGUGUUUUGAGAAAAGGAUUUGAAGUGAAGGUCAAGAUCGACGAGAGAGCUUGUCAAGAAUGUUCAUCCUCUCAUGGAAUCUGCGGCUUCGAAAAUACUACACAGGUUUGCUGCAAGGAAGACUCAUCAUCAGGAAUUAAAUGCAGUCCAUUCCAUCCACCAAGUGCUGAUGAGUAUCACAGACGCUGCAGUGGCCCGUUUAGCUGUGGCGAUCAGAACGAUCUCUUUUACCCUUUCUGGAUGCCUGGAAGAGAAGACUGUGGCCACCCGGACUUCAAGCUCGACUGUAGUAGAGGAUUCGCAGAGCUGAACAUUUCCUCCGUGAUGUUCAGAAUCUUAAAUAUGAGCUACGAAUCUCCUAUCAUAAGACUUGCCAGAUCGGAUUAUAUCAACAACAUAUGUCCUUCAGAUCCUCUAAACGCACCAUUCAACCAAAGUGUUCUUCCACUUGCGCCUGACACCGAUCUGCUAACAUUAUAUUACGACUGCAGCUCCCUAGUCUUACCUCCUGGAAGUAAUUACUUUGGACGGUUUGGUUGUGGGGACGAUGAUAGCGAUGAUAGCGAUGAUAGUUACUUUGUGACGAGAAACCUCACGUCCUCUUUCCUUAGCCCGUUUCAUGCCUUUAUAGACAACUCCAGGACAGCUUGCACACGGAAUGUCAGUAUUCCCGCGUCUGGUCAGUCUCUGAACACACUAGAGAACAAUCCGACUCGAGAGAAUCUAUUCAAGGCUCUUGGCGACGGUUUUGAGCUUAGAGUAAACCAAGAAUGUUCGACGUGUAUUCGUUCUGAGGGUGCUUGUGGAUAUAAUAAGAGUUCAGGUGGAUUCGCCUGCUAUUGUAUAGAUGGGCGUCAUAACACUACUUGUAGUUCUAGACACAAGGGUCUCUCAACCGGAGUAAAAGCAGGCAUUGGAGCUGCUUCUGGAAUUGUGGUGGUCAUUCUUAUAGCCGGAGUUUUCUUCUGUCUCAUCAGGCGACGAAGGAAGACACAAGAAGCUCAAUACACAAGCAAAGACUUGCCAACAACGUCUUAUUCAAGCAGAGAAGCAUCAAGCUUCCCAACUUCCACAACAUUCUCCAGCAGCAAUCACUCUCUUGUUCCCUCAAUCUCUAACCUCGCAAACGGAAGCACCUACUUUGGUGUUCAAGUCUUCAGCUACGAAGAACUUGAGGAAGCUACUGAGAAUUUCUCUAGAGAGCUCGGAGAUGGAGGCUUCGGUACAGUUUAUUACGGCGUGUUGAAAGAUGGACGAGCUGUAGCAGUGAAACGACUCUACGAGAGAUCGCUGAAACGCGUUGAACAGUUCAAGAACGAGAUCGAGAUCUUGAAAUCGCUGAAACAUCGGAACCUCGUGAUCCUCUACGGAUGCACAUCGAGACACAGCAGAGAGCUCUUGCUCGUCUACGAGUACAUCUCAAACGGAACUCUUGCCGAUCAUCUCCACGGCGAUCGAGCUGAAUCUCGUCCUCUUUGCUGGCCCGUUCGUCUAAACGUCGCGAUCGAAACCGCAAACGCUUUAUCAUUCCUCCACAAAUCAGGGAUCAUACACAGAGACGUGAAGACGACGAACAUUCUUCUAGACGAGAAUUACACGGUGAAAGUAGCCGAUUUCGGUCUCUCACGGUUGUUUCCGAUGGAUCAAACACACGUCUCCACGGCGCCGCAAGGCACUCCGGGAUACGUAGAUCCAGAAUAUUACCAAUGUUACCGUCUAAACGAGAAAAGCGACGUUUACAGCUUCGGAGUCGUACUCACCGAGCUGAUCUCCUCCAAGGAAGCCGUCGAUAUCACCAGGCACCGCCACGAUAUCAACCUCGCGAGCAUGGCCGUUUCCAAAAUCCAGAACAACGCGUUGCACGAGCUCGUCGAUCCGAGCCUGGGGUUCGAGAAGGAUCCGGAAGUAAGGAAGAGGAUGAUGUCAGUGGCGGAGCUUGCUUUCCGGUGUUUGCAGCAGGAGAGGGAAGUUAGGCCGUCGAUGGAUGAGAUCGUGGAGAUUUUGAGACGGAUUAAGGAGGGGAAUAGCGAGUCGUCGUCGCCGGAUGUGGUGGAUAUCGAGGGAAGCCGAGGAGAUGAUGUUGGAUUGCUUAGGCAUAGUGUUCCUCCGCCGAUUUCGCCGGAGACUGAUAAGUGGACGAGUAGUUCAGAUACGGCGGCGAGUUCGUUUUGAGAGUAUAUAAUUAGGGCGCGUCGGGGUAUAAUACUCACUGGUAAGUGGUUUUUUUGUAACUUCUUUUAUUUUAUUUUUGGCUCGAUUGUAUCAAAUGGACGUAUUAGUUUUAUGUUUGCAUCUCGAUUAAGAAGAUCAUAAUGUAUGUCAUUACGUUUUUGGAUACUAAUGAAAAUGACAAUAGUCUAUACUCUUCAUGUCCGAUUUGACAUAAGACAGUAAUAGUAGAUUACUGCCAUUUUUAUAA